ACGAACCAACGAAGAGCAAUUUCCCCCCGCGGGGUUCCACGCCAGUCCAUUUACCCGCGCGCGUUUUCUGAGCCAAGAAACACGCGCGUCUUUCUCCACUCCCGUCUCAGUAGACUAUCAACUUGUUGCCGGUGCACAUCUGAAGUUGGCCACUGAACGCGCAAGUGUUCAAUUUUCUUACACUUAUUCGCUAUUAUCCAAUACUCCAGACAGGAUUAAUUUCGCCAAGAACCGCACCGACUGGAUUUUUCGCAGUUCAAACAACACCUCUUUUCUGGCCGCUCCGUGUCAACGGAAUGGGAACCUCGGCGGCGACGCGAUGAAGAACUGGAUGAAAUACGGAUCGAUCGGCGUCUGCUUCUGGAGCCUCCUGUUGGUCCUGGUCGGAGUCAGCCAAUUGACCUUUGGUGCUUAUUACAUUUCAAAAUUGCCCAUCUUUAAAAUCGGUUCGCCAGUAUGGAUCGGAUUCUUGAACGUCCUAUGCGCAGCGGGUCUGUUUGGUCUGCACCACAAAAUGCUCGGAUUGAGAGACUCCCCGUGGCGAAUAUCUGAUUCCCAGCCAGAGCAGAAUAAGAGGAAAAUUAAAGGCACUUCAAAUAGUUCCAUUCACCAAUCUAUCGGCGAUUUGAGCGCUCCCACAGUCCAGCCGUUUCGCCUGUACUGGUCCGUCUGUCUUUGUGUCGUCAUCAUUUUCAUCAAUGUCGGAAAUGCCAUCAUCUGCCAAGUGGGAGAAUGGAAGCUGUGGAUGAGCCCUUCCGAACGGGAUCAACUCAGAACCAACCUGAGUGUUUUGGCCGUUCAAGCCCAUCGCGUGACUGCAGCCCAAAUGAGCUUGGCCAUUAUCAUCGGCGUCGUUUGCACGGCCCUCAACUUCUGGUUAAUGUACAAGCAGCGCAAAACCUGUCAAGAUCCGGCUCUCGAAACGGGACACUCGCUUCCAUCAUCGAAUCGAACGGUGACCAUCGAUCAUGCAGCCAGCGCCGGUUCGACAGCCUCGAUGGCCGGCAGUACUUUGCACCGCCCUCGCAAGGUUUCCGUCCGGGGAGUCAGUCCGGCCGGAUUCGACAAUCCCAAUUGGGUUUACGGAGAGAACGGCAGCAGCAGCAGUAGCGGCAGCCAAGGAGUUUUGCUCCAUCCGGAGCCUGAGAAUUCGUCGUCGUCUCGACCGAGACCCGUUUCUGUUUCGGUCAUUUCAGAUGGCGGCGGCGGCGGCGGUGGCGGAGGUGGUGGCAGUUCGACGACCCGUUACGCCACCAUCCGUCGGGCGCCAAGCAUUUUGAUGGCAUUGCCUCCAGAGCUUCAUCACAAUCAUUUCUCACACCAGGCUCCAUCACGUCCCAUCCAUCUGAAAAGCGCCUCGUUCCGUUUCGGAGGCGAACGAGAUCCGACGGUUCUCCGGCAAAGUCGAGCGGCCGCUAAAGUGACCCGGAGCAAAACGAUGCGCGAAACGACUUUCAUGACGUCGUCGCCCUGUCACAACGGCGGCGGCAAACAUCCCAUUUUCGAGACGACGACCCAGCACACAUUCGCCCAGCGAUUCCAGUCCAGCCUGGACGGCAAUUCCGCCCUGAGUUUCGUCCACGACAUUACGGGCGAAUUCGACGAAGACGAAGGCAACGGAGGCAUUUCAGUGGCAUCGACGGCCCCGGUGGCGGAUUCGCCGUUUGCAGUCGAUCCACCUCCGCCGAAAAUUCCCGUCCGGUCGACCAAAGUUGAGAACGGAAUGCAGACCACCGUCGAAGCGGAUGUGAUGCAACAAGAAGAAGAGGAUGACGAAGAAGAAGAAGAAGAAGAAGAAGAAAGACCUCCGGCGAGGGUGCCAGCUGUUCGCCACCAGGUCCGCAGCAGCGACCGGAUCAUCCUUCGGGUUGAAAGCUUCCGCACUUUGCAGUCAAGUCCGGCCAGAACGUCGACUCCGCCAGCUCCUGGCGUCCAACGUCCACAUCCGGUGCGGAACAACACCAAUGUCAAACGCGUCUCCAGUUCGACGCAGACCGAGCUUUCCGUUUUGAAGCCCGUCAGCGGUAACAACAACAACAGCAAUUUCGGCACAUCCGGAAUUGGUCAGGGCCAGCAGCGAAUGAAGCGCUCAGUGCUGCAGCAACAAUAUCACGGCUCCAAUGGCAAAGUCAAACCGGGCGGAGGAACCGUGCCUACCAGUCAGGUAGCCACCGAAACGGCUACUAUGCCCCAAAUAUCUCCGGUGGAAUCCUCUUCCGGCUACAGUUCUCCGCGCGGAACUGAAUCCAAAUCGCCGACGCCAGAGCCGACCCUCGGAGGCGUCCAGCAAGAUCAGCAUCAGGAGCCAAUGGUUCCGGGGAAAUCGACGCCAGCUCCCGUCAACGUGACGGUCAUCCAGAUCGAUCCCAAUCCAGCCGUGGCCAGCGGCAAUGGCAAGAAUAACCUGAAAGAAUUCCAGCCGCGAGUAACGGACGUGACGUACGCGACUCCUCGCAAGCGUUCGGAGCGCGGGACUCCGACCGGUCACAACGAGUCGACAUCUACGACGCCGGAUCAGAGUUUCCAGGUGAGCAUCCAGUCGAAACCAGUCAGCAGAUCCGUUUCGUUCCAUCACAUGUCACAAGCCGGAAGAAAGGCCGUGUACGGCAACGAGUGGCUCAAUGCCAGUUCCCUUUUGGGCAGUCAUUUGCCGCCGUUGGGCGUGAUGAGCAUCCCGCGUCCAGCUCUGCGCAGCAAUUCCCACCAGCGCUACUCGUCGCCUUCGGGCUCGUCACGCCGCUCCAGCAGCAACAAUGUCAGCGCUAAUAAUGGAGGAGGCGUGACUCAACAGCAACAUCCGUCCGGAUCGAGUUUAAGUCGAUCGACCUCCAUGUAUUUGGCAAUGUCGGAAAUUCAGCGCAAGCUAGAUUUGCUCCAGGUGCUGGACGCCCGUCACCACAUAGCCGUACCAUCGGGCGACAUCGUGCCCGUUCAUCGUGAGUCACGAUACAUCGACAACAAUCAACGCAACUACGACGACUAUUAUUCCGCAAGCCCGUCACAUCACACCGUGGAGCGCGAGUCAUCCAGGCGGACCAGGAGCCGGUCGAAUAGCAGCAGCAGCCGGCAGCAGCAGCAGCUUCCGCCUCAGCCACCUCCGCCGCCGCCGCCGCCACCUCCACCGCUUCCGGCGGUCGAUUUGAACGAUUCACUGGACUCGGCCAAGACGCUGGCCUAUCUUUCCGAACUGGAAAUGUUGGCCAGGCAUUGGCGAACGCAACUGUUGUACAAAGUGGAGUUAAAAUCGCCCAACAAGAGAAUGAUGGGCACCGUGCUGGAAAACGAUUCCUUCCAAUGCUGAGAUUCAACACAUACAGAGACGCACACACAACGAAAGAAAUUUUAAAUACCUUUUUUUUUGUUAGUUUUUCCAAGGCGGAACUUUCCUGCCCUCUUACCUUUACGAACCAAAAGAAUCCCAAAGUAUUACCAUAUAUUUAAAAAGGAAAGGAAAAAAAAAGAAAUGUUUAUAUAUAUUAUGUAUUCCCAGCAAACAACAUUUGUCAGAAAGAAACAAGAAAUUAAGUAGCUUAUUCCCUCGACUUUAUUUUUCACUUGUGUGUACCUUUACAAUCAUCAACCCGAGGUUUAGGGUGGAUAUUACAUUAUGAAUUAUUAUUUGUAUCGAUAUGAUCAUGUUAUAUGUGUACGAUCGACCUAAAAAUUCAUCAAUAACAAUAAUUCCUUGGUUUCGA
Messenger RNA from Daphnia pulex (common water flea), 3695 nucleotides. Its product is annotated as histone-lysine N-methyltransferase 2A-like. The coding region runs from base 320 to 3301 and encodes 993 amino acids. NCBI's taxonomy places the organism in Eukaryota, Metazoa, Arthropoda, Branchiopoda, Diplostraca, Daphniidae. The record is from RefSeq and is a predicted model, not a curated record. The transcript is spliced from 5 exons.